CUUGAAGUGUGGGCCUACUAAUAUCGGUAUAGUGAAUGCCGCCAAAAAAUGUGCUUCUCAUUGUCUUGUGAAUUGUAGGAGGGCACACUGCGAAUAAAACGCACGUACGCCACGCGCACACCGCCCUUGAAGUUAACCCUCUCUUCGGACCUACGCAUGUGGGGUAGUCGUUAAAAAGGCAACUCCAUAUGAUGCAAGACAACUCCUUUUAUUCGCAGUCCUAGGGAGACUGCGAGGGCAACAUGCGCUGGAGGACGGCUUGACAACCAGCUAGAGAGUUGCCAGGAGCACUUCCCGUACCAGUAGAGGAGUCGCAGCCAGCGAAAUAGAGGGGCGCAACCAGCGUCAGUUAAGGAGACCGCAGCCAGCGGUCAGGAGGCGCAAGGAGCGCCAAGCACGGUGUCCGCAGCCAGCGGGCCAGAAGACGCAAGGAGCGUCAAGCAUCGGCGGCCACAGCCAGCGGCCAGGAGGCACAGGUGCCGCCAUUUUGGAGAGCGCUGAGGCAGCGCCAUAUUUGGACCUGUUGGGAUGCAGCAUUCCCCCAAGAGGAGUUCGCGGCUGAGAGGAGGGGAAGCCACCCCUACAGCAACGCGAGCGGAUCAGCAGCCAGCGAGUAGUGGAGCAGAAAACCGGCCGCGAGUGAACAUAACCUCAGCAGCGGCCAUUUCUAGCCCAGGCACUACGGUGACUACAGUAGCAUCCCAACCCAGGAGUACUGCUGUCACAGCUGCGAGUUCAGAGCCGGAGGUGAGCCAGCCCCUCACGUCGGGCCUUUUUAAAAGGAUUGCGGCGUUGGAGGAGGAGCUGAAGAAGGUUAAAACCCUGAACAGUGCGAGCACCGCCAAUUGCGCGCCAAUCGCAAUUGGCCCCAGCGCAGUGGAGCGUCAGGGCGGUCGCCAUCUUGAAGCGGACCGCCAUUAGCCACAUCUAACGGUGAGGCCUCAACUAACGGGUUAGGGCUGGUCCCACAUAGCGGUGUCGGUGCUAGCAGUGCGGCCUGCACGCUGCCGCCAUCUUGGAGUGGACCGCCAUUGCUAACGACUAGCAAUCAUCUUGUGGAGCCACAGUGUGCUACAAGUGUUGCGCAGACAGCGCAUGGAUUCGUGCUACCGGGCGGGAGCAUCCACAACGUGGCAACAGCAUCGCCAUUUGUCGGAUCCUACGCCUCGAUGACGCCGAAUGGAUUCCAAGGAGUGUAUGGGCCAAGGAGGCUUCCGGACCUGCCUGUAUUUGGAGGGCAGCCCAAGGAGUGGCCGAUCUUUAACUGUGCGUUUGUGGAGACGACCCAAGCAUACAACUGCACAGACUUGGAGAACAACCAGAGGUUGUUAAAGGCGCUGAAAGAUGAAGCACGCGAGACAGUGAAGUCGAUGCUGAUAUACCCUGGGAACGUCAGCGCCGUGAUGGAGCAGCUGCGCUUUAGGUUUGGCCGACCGGAGCAGCUUAUAUGCAGCCAGCUAAACAGCGUGCGAGAGGUGCCGCCGAUUUCGGAGCAGCACCUGGCGAGGAUCGUUCCCUUCGCAACCCGAGUGAGUAACCUCACGGCCUCCUUCCAGUAAGCGAAGGCGGAGCAGCACCUGCGGAACCCAACGCUAAUGAAGGAGCUUGUGGCGAAGCUUCUUACGAGCAAGCGAGUAGACUGGGCCAGGCACAGUGCAUCGAUCAAGCCCUUUCCCACUGUAGCGCACCUCAGCGCGUGGCUACAGUAGUACGCAAACGUCGUGUAUGGUUUUGGACGUCGAGGGAAAGGAGCCGAGGCGUCGAGUUCUGCGUGCGAGCGUCGACCAGAACGGAUGCGAUCAACAGGAUGAUCGGCAUGGAGGUUGUCCAAUCUGUGAUGGGCAACAUGCUGCGACGAGCAGCAGGGAGUUCAUUGGAGCUUCGCCACCGGGAUGGUGGGGCAUGGUGAAGAGGCAUCGGCUCUCCUUCACAUGCUUACGGAGUGGACAUACGACCAGAUCCUGCGAUGUACAUGGCGAGUGCCAGAUCAACGGAUGCCGCAGAUUGCUUCACCGUCUGCUACAUGGCGCGGACGAGGAGCGAAGAUGGCCGGCGCAGCGAGGUGGCUUCAGGAACCACAACGGAGGAAUCCAGCAGUCGGCAGUUUCCAGACGCGGCCCGGACAGGAGGUCUUCGCCACGAGUCGGCUGUCCCCAGAAACAGCCGAGAGAAGAGAGAACAACAGAGAGAAGGGCCCCGCAGCCAGCGGAGGCGCCGUGCGUUGACGCCGAGGGAGGCCGACAUUUGUUCCGUAUACUGCCAGUAACGCUGUACGGAGCUGGUCGCCAGGUGGACACAUACGUCUCUUGGAUGAAGGAUCCUCCGUCACGAUGAUCGAUGACGAGCUACGGAGGGAUCUGGGAGUGCGAGGCGAACAUCGACAGCUGAAUAUUCAAUGGUUUGGAGGAAAGGCCAGCAGAGAGCCCAGCAACGUGGUGAGCCUGGAGAUAAGUGGAGCUGGGAAGCCCACUCGCCACGCUUUGAGGAACGUGUACUCCGUUUCGAGCCUGAGUCUGCCGAUGCAGACGAGAUGUCCAGGGCGUGCAUAGGGAUACGCGUCUGCCGAUGAAGCCCUACAUUAAUGUGGUGCCUAAGUUGCUCAUCGGACUGGACCACGGACAUUUGGAAUUGCCAUUUAGGACGAGGCGGUUUGCCAGAGAGGGACCGUAUGCGGCCGCAACCGAGCUUGGAUGGGUUGUGUUUGGGCCAGUAAGUGGGCAAUCGACUGCGCCGUCACCGAGGUCCUGCCUACUAGCCGUGUCAAUGGAUGAUACGAAGAAACAGAUGGUGGAGGACUACUUCGAGAUGGAAAGCUUUGGUGUGAAGCUCGAUCCACAAGUCGCAGCCAGCGAUGGCGCGCGGGCACAAAGGAUCCUCAAAGACACCGCUACCAGGCGGGAUUACUCUGGAAGGACGACUACGCUGUGCUGCCACGGAGCUACGAGAUGGCGCACAGACGGCUGAUCAACCUCGAGAAGAAGUUUCUUGGACGUUGAUGCACUAUGGUCAGUACAAACAAGUGGCCCUUACGACACCAAGCAAAGCUUGUUACGCGCGGAGCCCUAAACCGAUUUGGGCAAGUAAACGAAAUCGCGGACAUGGAAAAAGACGACAUAACAAUAGACAGUUUAAAAUACAUGCUCACAUAGAAUGGCUAGUAAAAUAGAAAUUUACAAGUUAUUGGAAGAUAGAAAAUACAUAAGUUUAUCAUAAUUAGUUGCAUUAGGGCUAUCAAACAGUAAGACGUGACACAGUGCAUUGUAGUCGUCACAAAGAACCCGAAAAGGAUCAUGAAGGGCAUAAUUGGAUCUACAAAUUGGCAGAGACAACGAACGAAAACGACGAACUGUUCUACAGGGUACAUUCCAGUUGAGGGAGCUAAGAAGGAAGGGAGAGUCAACAUCACCAUUAAUUCAUUUAUGCAAAAACAUAACUCCAUGACACUUUCUACGAUGGUUCAGGGUUGGUAAGUCCAGC
Molecule: messenger RNA, 3477 nt
Organism: Drosophila subpulchrella
Lineage: Eukaryota; Metazoa; Arthropoda; Insecta; Diptera; Drosophilidae
Exons: 2
Coding region: 1726-2334 (202 amino acids)
Source: RefSeq, a predicted model, not a curated record